Molecule: messenger RNA, 3503 nt
Organism: Emiliania huxleyi CCMP1516
Lineage: Eukaryota; Haptophyta; Isochrysidales; Noelaerhabdaceae
Exons: 8
Coding region: 1-2601 (866 amino acids)
Molecular function (GO): protein binding
Source: RefSeq, a predicted model, not a curated record
AUGCCCGAUUCUCUGGGGUUUGCAAUGCAGCGCGCACUGCCGCGGUCGGGGCGCGAGCGAGAACUGCAACAGACGCAGGCACUCGUCUCUCAGCGGGCUGCCGAGCUCACCCUCGACAAGCGACUGACCCUCGGCCUGUCUGUCGACGCGAUUGAGGAGUACAUCGCGGCUCUCCCCGCCGACGUUGUCGAGCAGUGCAACGAGAACCGGCCCAUCAAUGGAGUCCGCGUCCCCGCCAACGCCGCCCUCAACGGCUACGUCAACCAGUGGCAAGUCGCGAGGCGGAGCGAGUCGGACGGAGGCAAGGCGUACUGCGAGACGCUUUAUGAGCGCGGCAACCCUGGCGUGGGCGUCGCCACCGUCUUUGUGAGCUGGUUCCUCGAGACGCCGCUCGCGACGCUGGUGGACGCCCUGCGGCUCCACCCAGAGCUGCCGCCGGACACCAAGUUCUGGGUGUGCGACUUUGUGAUCCGCCAGUCAACGCGGUCGCUCGACGUCACGAUGAACGACGUCAAGCGGCUCGGCGACUGCGAGCAGCAGGCGGCCUUCGAGGAGGCGCUUGUGUGGGACUUUGACUCGAUCGCGAAGAAGCUGUCCGAGGUGGAUGUGCGCAAGGCGGAGUGCCGCAACCCGAGAGACACGGAGCAGAUCCUGGGCGAGCUCGAGCGGGAGGUUGGCCUGACCGAGUGCAACAAGGCUGUGUUUGGGCUGCUGCGGGGGGCGCUGGCGGGGCAGGGGAGGGCGGCGCUGGAGCGGAUGGAGCCGGCGGAGAGGGCGACGUCGACGCUGACCAACCAGCUCGGUAUGCUGCUAUAUGAGCAGGGCGACCUGGAUGGCGCGGAGGCGCUGGAGGGGAGGCGAGAGACGCUCGGCGACCGGCACCGGUUCCACCGGAGCACGCUCAGCUCGAUCAAUAGCCUCGGCGGGCUGCGGAGGGAAAAGGGUGACCUGGACGGCGCGGAGGCGCUGUAUCGCGAGGCGCAUGACGGGAGGCGAGAGACGCUCGGCGACCGGCACCGGGACACGCUCACCGCGACAAACAAUCUCGGCGCGCUGCAGCAGGCCAAGGGCGACCUAGACGGGGCGGAGACGCUUUGUCGCGAGGCGCUGGAGGGGUGCCGAGAGACGCUCGGCGACCGGCACCCGGACACGCUUGGCUCGAUCAGCAGCCUCGGCGGGCUGCUGUACGCCAAGGGCGACCUGGACGGCGCGGGGCCGCUGCGAUGGAGGGGGGGGGGGCGAGAGACACUCGGCGACCGGCACCCGGACACGCUCACCAUGAUCAACAACCUCGGCAAUCUGCUGAGGGCGAAGGGCGACCUGGACGGGGCGGAGGCGCUGCUUCGCGAGGCGAUGGAGGCGCAGCGAGAGACGCUAGGCGACCGGCACCCGAAGACGCUCACCUCGAUCAAUCGACGAUCAAUCCCUCGAUCAACAACCUCGGCGGGCUGCUGCACGCUAGGGGCGCUGGAGGGGUGCCGAGAGACGCUCGGCGACAAGCACCCAGACACGCUCCUCUCGAUCAGCAACCUCGGCCAGCUGCUGAAGGCCAAGGGCGACCUGGACGGCGCGGAGGCGUUUUGUCGCGAGGCGCUGGAGGGGAGACCGGAGACGCUCGGCGACCGGCACCCGAAGACGCUCACCUCCCUCUAUAACCUCGGGAUGCUGCUACAGAAGCAGGGCAGGCUCGGCGACGCCAUCCCUCUCUUCCGGGAGGAGCUGGAUGGAGGGGAGAUCGGGGCGCCGGUGCCGGCGCUUCCCUACCGCCAAUUCAAAAAGAAGCUUAAAAUUCUGCGCAUGGGCGCGUCCGGCUUCCUUGCGGAGGGCGGCGGCAGCGUGCCUAGAAGCGGGGAUAUCGAUCUGGCGUUUUGGUCCUUUGUAUCGGGCUGGCUCGCGCGGCUUGACCGUCAGUGGAAGACGGCGGUGCGCACGGUGCUGACACUCCGCGGUGAGGACGACCCCGCCCUCAGCGAGCGGGCGCAGGCGCUGCACGCUUGGGCAGAGCUGACGCGGACGGGAGUGCGCAAGAUUGUGAAGAAGGUCAACAAGCUGAAGGGGGAGGGAGACCUGCGCCUGCGGCCGGUCCUCGACUACGCCUUCACGCGCGGCUUCCUGCGCUCGCAGCUCGAGAUGAUCUUCUCCACCGACAAGAGGCCAAGUUGCCCUGUCUGCCUCGAGGAGCGCGCCUUCCACCGCCACCGCUGCCGCUACCGCUCUCUCUUCCUGGCUCAGCCCUCGACCCGGCCAGCCUCGCCCCCGUCGCGCCAGCAGAGUGCGGGCACGCCAUGUGCGCGCCUUGCUUUGCCCGCAUCGCAGGAGCGGCGGCGGAGGCGGAGGAGGCGGUUCGGUGCCCGAUCUGUCGGCGCCGUGUGCGGUCACCGGCCAAGCCGCUCACCGCGCCCCCGCGUCGCUCGCCCCGGCUGCUGUCGCCGCCCGCGGAGGCCUGAGGCGCGUUUAGAAAGGCGCCGCUCGCUGCUUUGUUUGAUGCUGCGCCGCGCGUACGUUCUUGCCCAAUCCUGCCGGUUCCGCAAUCGGCAGCGGGGAAGGGGGCUUGGGGGGCGGGGGCGGGGCAUGUCUCCGCCCUCGAUUGUGCGAUCUUGAGAGCUUGGUAUCUGUGGGUGACAGGCCGCACAUACUACCAGCUACGGUAACUAGAGUGUGCACUAGCUGCUACCGCAGCGUCUGCCCGCCUCUCGCCCCUCGCGCCUCUAGCCCAGUCGGCUGCGCCCUCCCUCCCCAGGCCCCAUGUGCCUGGAGGGUCCUACUCUCUCGCUCCCCGACCCCUAACUUACUAACUGUCGGGCCCUCCCGACUCGCCGGUGGUAGUUCGCACCAGAGGCGCCACCGCCUGCCCUGCACGCAAUCCCUCGGCAGUAGGGCAGGAUCGGUGGUUCGUAGCGCCCUGGUGGCGGGAUGGCGCCGCUCGUCGGUAGGCUCUUUACGGAUAGGCGUGGGCUGCUUUAAUCCCGAGCAUUGCGAGAAGCAAGUUCUGGCCGAGGAGGGGCCGGCCUGCCCUCAGUCAAAGGAGAAGAAUUGCCCCAGCAAACUGCUUAUGCACGAUGCCUUGUCCGCCUCUGCCAUCCCUGCCACCACGCGGAGCGUCUCCACCGACCACCUCUCCAUCACGUCUCGUGGCUCGUAGAGCUUAAAGCACCAGGUCAGCCGGCGAAGUCGCUCGGAGAUGCUGCCAUCGGUUGAGACUCCUGUGGCGUCAAGGGCAGUGACGAUCGUCUGGGUGGGGCACUCGCGAAGUCGCUGCUGGAAGGUCAUCCGUGUUGUUAGCGUAGGUCGACGCGGCUCCACUGGCGGGGGGCGGAUCACUCGGGGCCGCCGGAUCGGCGUCUCUGGAUGAGCGACCGCCAGGUUGGAGAGGAGGAAGGUUGGCAGAUCCUCCUCGUCGACCGAGCACACCGAGGUCGGCGAGGAGGCUCCGAGCGACGAGCACUCACUGCUGCUGCACCGCGACAUGCCGCUGCGUAUUCUCACUUGCAUGCUGUUUGUGG